GAUCACGUGAUCAACGCAUGGCUUCUCCACCACAACAACAGUGAAUGCAUUGUCUGUUUGUUUGUUGUCAUAACUGAAGACCACAUCAAACAGUGACCAAACACUGACCACUCAUUUGUCGGACAUAACAGUGAUGUCACCGCAGAGUAAGUCCCGACUGGAAGUGAUUGAGACGACAAAUGGCGGCGAAUGCGCUAUCGUUUCGCUCACCGAUGAAGACCACACUCUGGCCAAUGCCCUCAGGUAUGUGAUGGUGAGGAACAGUGACGUGAAGUUCUUCGGCUAUUCGAUGCCUCACCCGAACGAUAACGUAGUGUUGCUUCAGAUCCAGAUGAACGCCGGACUCAAUGCCAUCAACGCCUUGGAGAAGGGCUUCAGAGAUCUCAUGGAUUCGUGUCAACACGUGAAACAUGUCUUCAAU
This is a messenger RNA of Medioppia subpectinata, 421 nucleotides long. NCBI's taxonomy places the organism in Eukaryota, Metazoa, Arthropoda, Arachnida, Sarcoptiformes, Oppiidae. The record is from the annotation of a GenBank genome assembly.